CCACUAAAGUUCCUUUCAAAAACUUUCAACAUACGUGAUAUAUGCAUUGUUUUCUCACUCUCACUUAGUUUAAUUUUCUGACCCUUUUAUUCUACGAGCAUGACGAUGUCAGUGAUGUGUAGACCAACGCAUCAGGCUCUGAAAAACGUUCCUUCCGGUGGACAAACCCAGAUGAUGAGGCCAAAAGAGAAGGUGGUGCUGGUGAUGGGAGCAACAGGGAGCGGGAAAACGAGGUUGUCGGUGGACUUAGCGACAUGUUUUCCCUCAGAAAUCAUAAACUCCGACAAAAUGCAAGUGUACCAAGGGCUUGAGAUUGUCACAAACAAAGCCACCAAAGAGGAACAGCGUGGGAUCCCACAUCACCUGCUGGGGACGCAGAACCCCGACACGGAGUUCACCGCCUCCGACUUCUGCGACGCCGCUUCACGCGCCAUCGAGUCCAUCACGCGCCGCGACAAGGUUCCGAUAGUGGUGGGGGGAUCCAACUCCUACAUGAAGGCGCUGGUGGAUAGGUUCGGACCGCGGUUCGAGUGGUGCUUUCUGUGGGUGGACGUGUCCGUGCCGGUGCUCCAUUCCUACGUGGGGCAGCGCGUGGACCACAUGCUCCGCUGUGGAAUGGUGAACGAGUUGAGACCGUUUUUCAGCGUGAACGGCGAUUACGCGCGUGGGAUAAGAAAGGCCAUUGGGGUUUCUGAAUUCCACCCGUACUUCCGGCGGGAGGCGGCGGCGAGCGGUGAGACGAGGAUGAGGCUGCUGCAGGAGGCGGUGAGGGACGUGAAGGGGAACACGUGCAACUUGGCAUGCAAGCAACUUAGGAGAAUCGACAUGCUCCGAAGUGAGGGGUGGAAGAUCCACCGCAUUUGCGCCACGCCCGUGUUUCAGAAACGUGGCCGCGACGCCAAUGAGGCCUGGAACAACAUGGUGGCGCAACCCUGUGCCUCCAUUGUUUCUCAGUUUCUCUACAGUUCUGCAAAUUCUGCUUCUGGGAGAAUCGCACCUUCUAUGCAACCAAACUAAUCAAUAUUAAACCUAAUACAUCAUUUUCUUUCGUCAACGUUUCAAUCUUUAUAUUUGUGUGUACCAAGAGUAUCAUCGAAAUUAUUUUAUAGUCUAAGAUUGUCACAUGUUCAUGUUCUUGGUUGAUCUCAACUUGACACGUAACCAAAUUCAUAGCACUUGAUUAUGUGUUUUGUUGAGAUUUUCUAUGGAUCAUUUUAUAGUCAUUUUUGUCUUUGGUUCUGCAGUGAAUCUCAGAAAAAAGAAAAAAAAAAUACCAGUUCUGUUAU
Messenger RNA from Vigna unguiculata (cowpea), 1286 nucleotides. RefSeq names its product adenylate isopentenyltransferase 3, chloroplastic pseudogene. The record is from RefSeq and is a predicted model, not a curated record. NCBI's taxonomy places the organism in Eukaryota, Viridiplantae, Streptophyta, Magnoliopsida, Fabales, Fabaceae.